Molecule: messenger RNA, 780 nt
Organism: Dibothriocephalus latus
Lineage: Eukaryota; Metazoa; Platyhelminthes; Cestoda; Diphyllobothriidea; Diphyllobothriidae
Source: the annotation of a GenBank genome assembly
AUCUCCUAUGAAGAACUCGUCAGCAGCCUGCUUAACCUGCGUCUUCUGAUGCAGCUGAUCGGUGAACUGUCCUUAACUGACGUGUCCGUCAUUCCCGAGUCUGUCCAUCGCUUGGUUGCCGUCUAUCCAGACGUUGUGUUGAACAACUCGGAGGGUCAGGACAACGGUCUGGAAGUGCCGAUUGCUGACUGCCAUUUACAAUCCGGUCUCGUACAGUGCGCUUCGCUGGAAACUCGUCUCCGCCUCAUGAAUUGUCUCUGCGCCACUUACUCGGCCUGUUUUGACUUUGAUCAGUGCUCUGAGUUGAAGAUCGUCUUUCAGCGCUUGUUAAACCUACCGUCCGCUGCCAACCUCUAUCAGCAGACGAAUCUCGCAUGCGCUCUACUUCAGUUAAUUCUCCUGCAGUUCAUCGAGAGCGGAGUCUCCAGUGAAACCUGUACCAAUUUGAUGAGCUCAGUCCGGGCUGCCUACACCGCCUUUGAUGCCAAUGUCAACAAGUUGCGUGCCAGUCAUUUUCGAUGCCCGCCAUUCGUUGCCAGCGCCGGAACUUCUGCCUCCCCCGUGGUCUGGCUGAGGCAGUUUAUGUGUGUCCUGCCCAUCGUCGACGGCGAGCGCGCCCUCUGCAGCCUCCUCGCCGGCCUCGUAACAUAUGCAGCCCAGUUCUACCUCUUUCUCCUCCAUUCCGAGCCCAGAAACGGUGGUUCGGUGAGUCAAGUUUGCGCUGAUGCAGCUCAUAAACAUUGGAAGAAAACUUUUGCUAAGCUCGCAGUUGGGAUGUAG